AUGAGCGGCAGAGGCGAUCGUGGUCGUGGUCGUGGUGGUUUCGAUCGUGGGAGAGGCUCCCCUGGCGGUGGGCGCGGACGCGGCGGCCCAACCGAUAGUCCACGCGGCCGAGGUGGCGGAUUCGGGGACCGAGGUGGAGGACGUGGUGGCUUUGGUGAUAGAGGCGGCGGGCGUGGCAGCCCUGGUGGAUUCGAUAGAGGCGGUCGCGGUAGCCCUGGAGGGCGGGGUCGUGGAUUCGGCGGGGGUUCUGCGUCUGGGGGCGUAUUUGCGCCAAAUGAACCAGCAAAUGUGGACCAGCGGCUUCUGGAUGGCUCACAGGAGGCGCUGGUUGCAUCCUUCAAGCAGCUGACCCUUAAGCCCAACGACCUGCCUUCAAGACCUGGGUUCGGCACAAUUGGCAAGGCCAUCAAGUUGAGGACGAACUUCUUCCCCGUGGAGACAUCCGACCGCCCCGUCUUCGAGUACGACGUCGCGAUCACACCAGCGGCAGGAACAGCGGCGCGCAGAGUGAAACGACGAAUCUUCCAACUUGCUGAAGCUACGCCAGCAUGGCAGCACUAUGGACUUCGGGGUACUGUUGCACACGACAGUUCGGCAAAACUUAUCGCGUCCACUCAGUUGCCACAACCUCUUGCAAUCACCGUGCCAUACUACGACGAGGACGAGAGCGCCCCAAGGCCUGGCGGAAAGGAAUACACACUUACCAUCAAAUUCAUACAAGAACUCGAGCUCCAGAGCCUGAUGAAUCACCUCGCUGGCGACCUACAAUACCGAGACUACGACUGGGGUCCCGUUGUUGCGGCGUUAAAUCUUAUCCUUGCCACUCACCCUUCUAGCACGGGCGGCAUAGUUGUGGGACGAAAUCGCUUCUUCUUCCGAGGCGCCAUGCACCCCGAGCCACUGGGUGGCGCCUUGGAAGCGUGGCGUGGAUUCUACUCCUCGGUACGACCAGCUCACAAUCAGCUUAUGGUCAACGUCAAUGCCUGCACGACGGCCUUCUAUCAAGCGAUCAAUCUCGCCGAUGCGAUGACUCAAUUUCGAAAUGCUAGCUUUGGUGCCAAUGUGGGCAACUUUGUGAGGACGGUCAGGGUACAAACGAAGCAUCUGGGGCACCGAAAGACUGUCAAGAAACUUUCCAAUAAGACUGCUCGCACACAUUCAUUCGACUGCGAGGAUCUGGGAGGAAGGGUCACAGUCGAGGAAUACUUCUUACGAAAGCACCAAAUCAAGUUGCAGUAUCCCGACAUGCCUCUUGUCGAUGUCGGCGGUCAAAAGAGUGUCUUGCUGCCACCAGAACUCUGCACAAUUCUACCAAACCAACCAUUUCGAGGCAAGAUCACGGACGAACAAACCGCCGCCAUGAUUCUUGUUGCCUGCAAGCCGCCCAACGUGAACGGAGCAGCCAUCGUGGGUCCAGGCUUAGACCAUCUCGGCUUCAGGCAGGGUCCUCAACCUCUCGGGGCUUUCGGGGUGUCGGUAGGCCAAGAGAUGGCGGUGGUUCCGGGGCGCAUCCUCCCGCCCCCAGCAAUUGAGUACGGCCAAGGUCGGCCGGAUGUGGACGCCGAAAAGGCUAGCUGGAACCUCCGAAGCGUGAAGUUUACCAAGGGUGGCAGGUUGCAGAGCUGGGCUGUCCUAGUGGUUCAAGAUAGUGGUCGCGACGACUUUGCGGGUCCCACGGAUCCUGAUUUACGUAACGUGAUCACUGGGUUUGCACAGAUGUGCUCAAAGUCGGGCGUCGUUGUGGCAAACAACAACCCGCCUAUCGCCGUUGUUCAACUGCCUCGCAAGGAUAAUCGUGAUCCCAUACGGGCUGCCGCCCUCACAGCCAUUCAGAACGCCUUGAAGGCGCAGCUCAAGACACCACCGCAGCUUCUGAUGGUCAUGCUCUCCAACGGAGACAAGCAUGUCUACUCCGGCAUUAAAUACCUUUGUGACUCUCAGCUCGGCAUUUCCACCGUUUGCGUGCAUUCUGCCAAGAUUCGGAAAGAGAAAGGGCAGCUGCAAUACUUCGCUAACGUGGCGUUGAAAGUGAACAUGAAGACUGGCGGCGUGAAUCAUUCCUUGGAUCGUACCAGCAUGGAGUGGAUGAAGAAAGAGCCCACGAUGCUGGUAGGAAUCGACGUUACGCAUCCCGGCCCUGGCAGUGUGAAGGGAACUCCUUCGAUCGCUGCUGUUGUCGCCAGCGUCGACAAUCUCUUCGGACAAUUUCCUGCCAGUCUUAGGAUCCAGGAAACGAAGAAAGAGAUGGUCACGGCUCUCACAGAUAUGAUGGUAGAACGGCUCAAAGCGUUCCAAGCAACCAACAAUAACGCGCUUCCUACUCGCAUCCUCGUGUACAGAGAUGGUGUUUCUGAGGGUCAAUUCGCCAUCGUCGUCGCCGACGAGCUCCCAUCCAUGAAAGAUGCCUUUAGGAAAUUCGACAAACCCGGCAAGCGAUAUGACCCCAAGCUCACCAUCGUUAUUUGUGGCAAGCGCCACAACACGCGGUUCUACCCUACGGAAGCAGCCAACGCCGACAGAAAUGGCAAUCCCAAGCCGGGAACGGUUGUCGAUCGUGGAAUCACCGCCGUCUACCAUUUCGACUUCUAUCUACAAGCACACGGUGGAUUGCAAGGCACGACGAAGCCUACCCACUACUAUGUUGUCCAUGACGAGAUCAAGUUCGGUGCAGACCAACUGCAGGGCUUGACUAACGCUAUCAGCUACAUGUUCGCUCGGGCCACGAAAGCAGUCAGCUUGGCCUCUCCUGCGUACUAUGCCGAUCUGGCUUGCGAGAGGGGACGAUGUUACCUCCAUAAACUCUUACUCGGCUUCAGUAGCUCUGGUGGAACCAGCACUACGACCUCGAGUGAUGAUCAGCAGGUCUUCCAAGAGGCACAGCAACUGUGGGGCACGGGGAUUCACGAAAAACUCAAAAAUACAAUGUUCUAUCUGUGA
Messenger RNA from Pleurotus ostreatus (oyster mushroom), 2937 nucleotides. RefSeq lists its product as uncharacterized. Lineage: Eukaryota; Fungi; Basidiomycota; Agaricomycetes; Agaricales; Pleurotaceae. The record is from RefSeq and is a predicted model, not a curated record. Bases 1 to 2937 code for a protein of 978 amino acids. Gene Ontology annotation, molecular function: RNA binding; protein binding. The transcript is spliced from 8 exons.